Messenger RNA from Spodoptera frugiperda (fall armyworm), 2794 nucleotides. Its product is annotated as facilitated trehalose transporter Tret1. The record is from RefSeq and is a predicted model, not a curated record. Gene Ontology annotation, biological process: transmembrane transport. The coding region runs from base 441 to 2018 and encodes 525 amino acids. Lineage: Eukaryota; Metazoa; Arthropoda; Insecta; Lepidoptera; Noctuidae. Gene Ontology annotation, cellular component: membrane. The transcript is spliced from 8 exons. Gene Ontology annotation, molecular function: transmembrane transporter activity.
GUACCUAGCGCUCCGUCGGCCGGGCCCAACGCGCAUGACACACUGACGGAUCAAUCGCGCCGCGAGACAUGUAAAACAAACAUUUAGAUAAAUAAUCAGUGUGGACUAUUUACGUACUCUAUUUAUUAAUUAAAAACACUAAAAUUUGUGGAUAUAACAGUCGUUCGAUACUGUCUCCAGUUUUUUGUUUUGCUAUGAUGUCUUAGUUUUGUUUUGUCUAGUGUUUUUUGUUUCAUUCCAAAGACGAAUUGAAUUCAACAAGUGAUGAGUGUUUAGUUACACAAAAUGAAACAUUAUCUAGGUAAUGUUAUCACAAAGGACUAAUAGAUCUUUUACAAAUAUUAUGCGCGAACAGUGUCAAUAAAUCCCUACACUGCGAUUGUUGUGUUUUCUUCAUCGUAUCUCAAGAAAGUGUGCCAUAUUGUAUUUACAUUUAAAAAAUGACUACAGUCGAAGAAAAACAGCCAAUCAGCCGGCCGCGGGUUAUUUUGUCUCAGAUACUAGCAUGUCUCGCACUGGACUUCUUACUGAUUGGGCUAGGUCUGUCCAUCAGUUUUGUAACAAUGGUGUUACCUGAGGUGCUCGAUGCUAAGGAGGGUCUAUCAAUCACUAAGAAACAGGCAUCAUGGUUCGGCAGCAUGGCGUUUCUCUGCCAGCCACUUGGUAGCAUAUUCUCAGGACCACUCCUGGACCACUUCGGUCGCAAGAAGGCACUGUUCCUGGUGAACAUACCUCACGUGGUGGCCUGGCUACUCAUGUACUACGCGUGGGACGUGCCUUCACUCUUCAUUGGAAAUGCCUUGCUCGGUAUAGGAACCGGGAUCAUGGAAGCCCCGUCCGUAACUUAUGUUGGUGAGAUAAGUGAUCCAUUAGUGCGAGGUAUCCUGACAACCCUGACGAAUGGGUUCACCUCGACGGGUAUUUUCGUGGCGUACCUGCUGGGGACAGUGCUCCCGUGGAGACAGGCUGCGCUCGUGGCUCUCACUGUACCACUGACUACCAUGGUGCUGGUGCUCUUUGUACCAGAGACUCCAAUAUGGCUGCUAUCGAAGGGCCGUCAAAAAGAAGCUCUCAACUCACUGUGUCGACUCCGUGGCUGGGCCAAACCAGAGCACGUGAAAGAAGAGUUUGACGAACUGAUACAAUACCACGACGCCUUAAAACGAUGUGUACUGUGUGCCAAAGAAGGAAAGAUCUUGGAACCAUGCGAACAUUACAACACAAGUUCUUUCAAAAAGAUAAUUUUUAAGAUAAAGCACAUAUUCUUCGCAAAGGAGACUAUGAAGCCGUUCAUGUUGGUGCUGGCGUACUUCUUCUUCUACACCAUGAGUGGAGCUCUGCCAGUGAGGCCCAACAUGGUGAACGUGUGCAGGGCUUUAGGAAUGAAGUAUGACCCCAAGAAUAUUGUUGUCGUCAUUGGUGCCCUGUUCAUAGUAAUAAGCUUACUAUCAGCUGCUAUCGUCAGAUUUAUCGGGAAGAGGAAGCUGGUCGUCGGUUCCAUGCUGGGAACAGCCUGCUGCAGCAUGGCCAUCAGCAUCUACGCUCGGAUGAACCUCCCUCCCACCGUCUUCUCCUACGAGAUCGACACGUUCACCGACAAGAAGGAACUAUUGCCUGUCAUUUUAUUCUUAGCACUCAUUUGCUUCAACGCUCUUGGCAUCCCUUGGGUGCUAUUGUCAGAAGUUUUUCCAUUCAGGAGCCGCGGCAUCGCCACCGCCCUCGCAGCUGCUUCAAGCUACGUCAUUUACUUUGGAGCAGCCAAAACCAACUACAAUCUCGAAUAUGCUUUCCACCUCAGUGGAGCAUUUGGUAUAUAUGCCAUAUUCGGUUUCAUAGGAACAGUAUACAUGUACCUGUUCCUACCAGAAACUGAGAAGAAGACUUUAGCCGAAAUUGAAGCGUAUUACAAAAGUGAUAGAAAAAUAUUCGCUGAUGAUUUCUUAAUAAACUCUUUUAGGAAGAAGAAAGUCGUGAGCGGAGACGCUGACAAACCGAUGCUAGUCAAAACAAUUAAUUGAAUUUCUUAGAUAGACGAAUGUUAAUAAUUAAACCUGAAGAUGUGUGAGGUCGAAGUGAAUGAAACCGUGAUAUAUUUUGUCUUGAUACUGACCGAUGUUAUAUGAAUAAUAGAGGUAAUAGUCAUCAUUUUAUCGACUGGGUUCUACCGCAAGUGUUCCAAAUGGACUUUCUUCUUUUAAUUCAACUGAUCUGAUGUCAGUAAGAGUUGUACAGGUAUUAGUAUCAAUGAAGUUGUUGAAAGAUAUCAAUUAAAUAAGUAUACGUAACAACAAAUAUUAUAUUUAGUUUAGAUGUAAGCUACUUUGGCAAAAUUGUUUCUUAUUCAAGAAAUAGUUCGUUCGUAGUACUGUAAGUUAUAGUUUUUUUUGUAUUUAUUAGUAUUUUAUUACUAGUAUUUACUGUCCCAAAAUAUUCGUAUUUUUCUUAUUACGUAUUGUUUUGCGAGAGAUGUAUCGGUUAUGCGAUAUUCUUGUUUCUACUCUUUGUUCGAUUUAUAUCAUUUAUUUAAACUUCACCAGCAUUCCACUAUUUAAGAUUGUCUCCUCAACUUUUGUCAAGAUUAUAAGUCGAAAUAUUUUUGGGAUUAGUACAGAUCAAAUGCUUGCCAUUAUAUUUAAGAUAUAGGUAAAAUGUUUUAUUUACUAUUUACCUAGUAAUGUAUGUAAUAUUAACAAUCAUGUGAACCUCGGAUCGAGACUGAUCGUGAUUUGUACCGUGGAUGGAUGUGUUACUGUAAAUACUGUUGCUCUAUAAAAUAAAUUGUUUUUAUUACCUU